CAUAGAUGGCUGUCCGAUCACUCAACUCUAAGAAAAAAGCAAAAUGCAAUGAACUGAAAUGCGAGAAAAAUGAACUUUCUUGAUGAAUAUCUAUAGUUUAUGUUGUGAAAGAGGUUAACUGUUCUUGUAUAUAUUUUGUGUUCCUACAAAUGUUACGCAUACUGUUUUAUAGGAAAAGUAAUGGUCAUUUGUAGCUGCUUCGAAGUAGUAGAGCAAUGGCGAAGCGAAAGAAGGCAGCGACAAAGCCCGUGGCGACGAGGCGGACGACUCGACGCGGGAAACAGACUGGCGGCGCCUCGGCCAUUGCGGAAGGCGAGGCAUCGGCGCCACCGCCUGUCGACACCACCGCCGAGCCCAGCGACCCGCCCCCUGCAGCCACUAUAGAACAAAUUGCUUCUAAGAAUGAUGAGACCACCGUACCAGAACCCCAAACAUCUGAAACAUCCGAAACUCCCAUCUCAAAGCCUAAUCAAGUACCGUUUGUGUCAUUGCACAAGAAAUUUGGCAAGUACCGGUGUCUGUUCACAAAUGAUGACACAUUUACUAGAAAGUAUGAUGUUGGCAGUGAUAGUGAGACAAAUAGUAGUGUAGAAAUAAGGAUUGUUGAUCCGUGCGCUAGUUCAGAAUCAGAUUCCAAUGCAGCAUUGGACACACAGUCUGACACUAAUAGUGGUGCGUGUCCCAGCCCAAUGAAUAAUGCAACAAAUGCUACAGAGAGGUCUAGAGAUGUGUCUCCUGUGGUAAUGUUAGAUAAUGUACAGGAAAGUAAACAAUGUGUAACAAAUGAUGUUAAUACAAUCAACAGCAGAGAAGUAGAGUCUCCAUCUAUAUUAGAUGAUCCAGUACCAUAUGAGGAGCAUGUUGAGGAACCUAAAACUGAGUCUCAACCGGAAUCUGCUGCUAACAAACAAACAAAUGCUGAAAUUGAGCUCAGUGCUGCUGUCCCUGAGUAUGUUGAAGAAACUUUAAUCACUCAUGACAUUCCAUUGGAUGAUAUGCAAAUAGAAUAUGCUGUUGAUGAUGAUGAAGUUAUUACGGUUGUCCAAAUUGUUGAGGAUGACAAUCCAGAGCUUUACUAUGACAUCAAAAUUGAUAGCCCUAAAGCAGAGAAUAAUGAAGAAUCUAAUAAACCAGAUCCUGAUUUCCAGAAACAUUUUGAAAAUUUAAAAUUGGUUACUACGGAAUCUGAGUCCCCAUUGGAUUGUAACGAAACAAGUGAUAAUAGAACAGGUUUACUUACUUGUGUCCCUGAGGAAAGCUUUUCCAAGGGCAUUGUGAAUGAAAUGCUAACUCGUCCAGAUCCUAGUCUAACACCAAGCUCAACACUAUCUGAUGACAGCAAUUCAUCACGGGUUACAGAUCAAGUUCAAAACUCUAAUGACUCAGCUGAAUCUUCACCCACUGGUGUUAGAAGAUCAAGCCGCAUUAAAACCAUAAGCAACAUGAAACAAAAGACUAAAGGGUAUGGGUUAGUAAAAACUCCAUUAAAAAAGGCAUUGAUAACGCAAACCAAGUUGAAAUUGGAAGAAACAAGUUCAGACAGUCAAGAUAAGCCCGAAUUGGCGCCAAAUAAUGCGCCGAGUUCACCCUUUCCUGUGCCCUCAGAAAUGCCCGUAAAAGUGAAAUCCAGAUGGCGUCGGUCAAGCGAGUUGGAGAUGGGCGCCAAUUCACCAGCCAAUUCGCCACUCGCGAGUCCAAGUUUGCCUCAACGUUUGCCAACAGUGGCAGAAGCUGAAGUCAACAAUGCUCCAGAAGAAGAUACCCCAUCCAAACCCUUAAGCAAAGAGGCAUAUGAUAAAAUAAUUCAAGAAAGAAUGGACCAGUACCAGCAUUUAGAUGAGAAUGAAUACCUGUGUGAUCGGAUGAUCAGUAGGGAGACUAAGAAGAUGAUUUGUGACUGCUUUUUGACCAAAGAGGAGUUGGAACGUGGGGAACUGGCUUGUGGAGAGGACUGUCUCAAUAGAUUGCUUAUGAUUGAAUGUAACUCCAGAUGUCCAGUUGGUGAUAGGUGUACAAACAGAAGAUUCCAGAAGAUGGAAAAUGCUGCUUUGAAGGUGUUCUAUGCUGAUAAGAAAGGUUGCGGUGUGGAAGCCUCAGUUGACAUUCCUAUGGGUGAAUUCUUAAUGGAAUACGUCGGCGAAGUGCUCGACUACGAGCAGUUCUACAAACGGGCGCAGGCCUAUUCCGAAGAGAACAACAUGCACCACUAUUUCAUGUCGCUAAAGGGCGACACCGUAAUCGACGCUACAGUAAAAGGCAAUAUUUCACGUUUCAUCAACCAUUCCUGUGAGCCGAACGCCGAGACCCAGAAAUGGACAGUGAACGGCGAACUGAGAAUAGGGUUCUUCAGCAAGCGAGAUAUUGUCGCCGGCGAGGAGAUAACGUUCGACUAUCAAUUCCAACGGUUCGGAAAGGUGGCGCAGCGCUGUUAUUGCGGUGCGGAGGCGUGCCGCGGCUGGAUCGGCGGCGAACCUGACUCCGAUGACGAUGAUGAUGAUGAGCAUUGUAUGUUUAUUCAGGAGGAGGAAGACGUGUCGACGUCGAAGGACUUGGCCGGUUCCACCGAGGAGUCGCAGGCCUUGCUGGCGGAGCAGCCGCGCCCGAGACCGCGCAAGGCCAAGCCGCGCAAGUACAAACCUAAAGCGCCCGACCUAGUGCAGGACGCUGAUAUCGAGGAAGAUCUAGAAGCUCUAAGCCGCACCGGGGUGAAGAACCAGUCGCACACAUUGCGCCUGUCGCGUACGGUGGUCCGCGCGAAGGGCCGGCCGGCGCAGCUGUCCCUGCUGCGGCUCCUGCGCGACGCGGACCUGCCGUGCCGCCGCCUGUUCCUGGACUACCGCGGCCUGCGACUCCUCGCGCCGUGGUGUGCCGACGCGCCGCUCGACUUCAGGUUGGAGAUGCUGCUAACAGUGGACCGUCUUCCGAUCCCGAACAAGACGAUGGUGCAAGAGAGUCGUUUCUUCAACAUCGUAGAGCGUUGGCUUAGCGCGGCCGACGUGCCCGUGGACAACGUGUACAUUGACGAAGCCACAGGUUUACCAAUAGAUCUGCCUAACAGACCAAAUCAGGAAAACGCACUGAGUCCAGAGAAAAUCAAGGAGAACGCCAUCAUGUCGGAAAAAGUUAAAGAUCUCUCCAACCAACUGCUGGAGCGGUGGUCCAGUUUGAAGGAAGUUUUCAAAAUUCCAAAGAAAGAACGCAUACAACAAAUGAAAGAACAUGAGAGGCAGGCGAACGUUGAACGUCGCGCUGCAGACUCAAGCGGAACUCGAGAUCGAGAUAGGGAACGGGACCGCGAUCGCCGGGAAGAUCGGGAGCGUGACCGGGAAAAGGAGAGGGAGAGAGAGCGCGAACGGGAACGAGAAAGAGAACGGGAUCGAGACCGUGAACGGGACAAGGACCGCGAGAGGUAUAGAGAACGUGACCGCGAGCGAGACAGAGACAGGGAUAGAGACGACCGCGACAGGAGGAAAAGAAGGACCAGUCCUGAGGGCAGGAGAAGCAUUAGACUGAGCGAGCGCGUGCUGGCGCCGGUGCCGCCCAUGAGCAAGGAGGAGCGGCGGCGCGCGUUCGCCGAGGCCGCCGCCGCCGCCGAGCGCGCGCGCCGCCUGCCGCGCUGGCGCAGCGACUACGCGCAGAUGUUUCCUGGCGGUAUGAUGGGCGGUCCCGGCGUGCAGCCUGGCAUGAUGGGAGGCUGCGUGCCCGGAGUGCCCGGAGUUCCGGGUGUACCAGGGGUCCCUGGCGUGCCGGGCGUGCCAGGAGUCGGUGAGGUGCCCGACUGGAUAACGCAAGAGUAUCCGCCUCAAUCCGGCUACUUCCCGCCGUUCCCCGGAGCCCAACAGUAUUGCAUGCCGCAGCACAAUAUGAUGAGUAUGAGCGGGUUCGGCAUGGGCGGGUUCAUGUUCGGUCCGGGGGCCCUGGCGGGCGCGCUGCCCCCCACCCCCGGGCCGGCCCCCGCGCCGGGCGUGGCGUCUGCCCCGGCGCCCUCGCCUUUUGGCCACCAUGGACCGUUACCGCCAGAACCAGAGGCGUUGAGCGUGUCGCUGUCAGCGAGUGCGGCGAGUGUGGGCGGUGCAGCGAGCGUGCGGCUGCCGUCGCAGUGGCGCAGCGCGAAGGACGCGCGCGGCCGCACCUACUACUACCACGUCAAGCUGCGCCAGCCGCAGUGGGCGCCGCCGCCGCCGCCCGAUGAGAGUUCGUCAGAAGAGGAAGACGAUCAAGAUAACGCCUUGGACAGUCCUAUAGUGAGAAGACAUGUAAAAGGGAAGCUUGUGGAAGGCGUAAACGGGAUAUACGAAGUGAUAAAAGAAGACACGCAUAACGGUUUGAUACCGGACCACGCGCUUCUUAACAUGAGGCCGAGAAAACGAAGAGUUGGUUUGGUCUCAGAAAGGCCUAUAAGCCCUAGAACAGAGGAGGAUAAACUGGCGGGCAGGUUAGAAGUGAAACGGUAUAAACAGACAAAGGAGAAGUUGCGAAGAAGACGGGAGAGGUUGAUGCAGAAGGUGCGCCUGCUCUCGGGCAAGUUGAAAGUGAAGGCUGGACCACAAGACAAGCUCGCGGUGUUGGAGCUGACCGAGACGGACAGCGACACCGACUCGGAGGGCUCGGACGAGGGAGACAAGGCCGCGGAGCUGUCACCCAGCGCGUCACCCCCGAGCGCGGCGCCGUCGCCCGCGCCGGUGAUCGCCGGCGCCGUGAGCGAGCGCGACAGCCGCCGCAUCAAGGAGCAGUUCCGCAGCGCCAUGGCCGGCGUCAUGGUGCACCACCUCAACCCCUACCGGCACUCCGACGCGCCGGCCGGCAGGAUCACCUGCACCGCUGACUUCAAACACCUGGCUAGAAAGUUAACUCACUUCGUGAUGCUGAAGGAGCUGAAGCACUGUAGAUCAGUGGACGAGUUGGUGGUGACGGACUCUGUACGUGCGAAGGCGCGGACGUUCGUCAAGAAGUAUAUGGCUAAGUUCGGACCCGUGUACAAACGCCCGCCCGAGGAGAUCGACUAGCCGAAACUCUCGCGGCUGCUUUACGCGAUUGUGUGAUGAUAGUUGGGGUUUUGUGUUCACUGUCGUAUCCAAUGUGACGUCACAAGUGUCAUGUGAGAUGUUUGUAACUAAGUUCAGACGCGAACGCCUAAGGAAGCUGAAUAGACGCGGUAUACGAUCCUGUCUAUAGAUAUGUUCAUUGUGUGUUUGAGUUUCAUAUGUCGUAUGUUUCACGUCAUUUAACUGAUCAUUUCCAUUUUGCACAAGUCUACAAUCAGUAAGAUACUAAAGAAAAAAAAACUUAUAUUCAAAAACAAAUCAACAAAAGCUUAUUUUGUUCUCUUAUGGUAUACAGAUUUUAGGUCUGAAGUUGGCUUCGAGACGCGUCACAAUUGGUAGUUUAUGAUAGAGAGCGUGGAUGGCAUGUUUAAAUCUAACUAACUUCAAGCUGGUUAUAAGCUACAUUUAUAAUUGGGUAUUUAGACAGUGAAUGCGUUAAGGCAUGUACGGUUCAGUAGAAAGGCUUGGGCGUUGUGUAUGCAGUGCGCGAUAUUAUAAAUAAUAGCAGUUGUAAAAACUUUUGUUAAUGCGAGUAAAUAGCUGUCAAUGCACCAUUGACCGACAAUUUGUUAUAUGCAAAAUGCGCAGAACUUUCAAUCUAUCAUUUGAAACACAUUAGAUUUUUAAAGUGUUGUGGGUGAAUAUGUGAAUUGAGCAUUAGGUAACUCACUUGCAAACUUGUGAUGUGAUUUGUAUUAUUACAAAUUAUGAAAUAUAAAAAGUAAAUUUUUACUUAUUAAAAUUUUCUUAGUUAUUUUUUUGUAAGUCUAAAAUGUUAUUUAAAGGAAGCAAUAUUAUUAUCAAAAACGUUAUGUAACAAAUUGUCAGCAUAAAAGUGUUAAGAUCCCUAAUCACACAUUACAAGAUAAUAUAGUAAGACGAACUUUUAUUUGUAAGAAAAUGUCGAUGUAUUAGCGUAAUUGUAAUUGUAACUGGAAUUAUUAGUACACAAAUGUAGGGUUAGUUCAGACUACAUCGGGUAGUCGAUUCAUAGGAGUUCUGGGGGAUGUUAGAAACGCGACGUCAACACGACGUUGUCUUGUCGAUGUAUCGCGGGAAUAUCAAUGAAAUAGUUUAUAUUUAAGGCCAAGAGUAUAGGUGACUGCCUCGGUGGCGUAGUUGUAUUGCACGUCCGGUACAAUAGCGCUCUGAGGUCCUGGGUUCGAAUCCCGGGUCGGGCAAAGUGAUAUUUGGGUUUUUCUGCUCAGUAUCAGCCCGGAGUAUGGAAUUUGUGCCCGAUAUGGCGAUAGGCUCGCCCCCUAUCACAUCAUGGGACGGAACAUACUUGGCGAAAAGUGGGUGCCCUGGUUGCGCCUCUGCAUACCCCUUCGGGGAUAAAAUGCGUGAUGUUAUGUAUGUUAUGUAUGUAAGAGUUUAGGCAAUAAAACCUACAAGACGCUACGUUAUAGGGAUUCUAGUUUAACUAGUAUAGCAUCAAGUUACAGUCACAGGUAUUCGUUGAUUUACUGCUAUUUUCAAUAAACGAUCCGUUUCAAGAGAAUGUGGUCUUAAAAAGUGUUUUGUGAUGAUGAGCAAUAAACUUUACGUCGCAUAGUUAGGUAAUUGUAGUACAUAUUGGACUAUCGUUUAUGCUUGGUACUGAUCGGAUCAGGCACCGCCCGGUCGGUCUCUACUAUAAUAUAAAGCUAAAGAGUUUGUUUGUUUGAACGCGCAAAUCUCAGGAAGUACUGGUUCGAACUGAAAAAUAUUUUAGUGUUGGAUAGCCUAUUUAUCGAGGAAGGAAGGAAUAACAUCACGCUGUGAUCAAUAAAAGCGGAGUAUCAAUGAAAAAUGUUGCAAAAAUGGUGAAAAUGUAUUUAUUUUGGGAGCCUUCGUUGCGUACAAAGUGUGCAGCACAAAGUCCCCGGACUUGUUUGUCUGUUUGAAUGUAAUAAACUGAAAAACUAUCGAACGGAUUGCGAUGAAAUUAAGUAUGGAGAUAGUUUGAGACCCUGGGACGGACAUUAGCUACUUUCUGUCCCGGGAAUAUAUAGCUGGACUUUAUUGCCGGAAAACUUUAUCACGGAUUUUUUUUAACGCGGGCGGAGCCGCGACGCGGAUCUAGUCCGUUCAACACGAGCAAAACCACGUUCAUAUGUACGUUUGUAAGCUUUAUUGUCUAUGGCCAAAAGACCAUGUUUCUAACGUCCCCUGGAAAGUGUCAAGAUUUUUCUAUCGUACCGUUAAAUUUCGAUAGAUUAGUGAUAGUGUUCGUGUGCGCUGUCCGUGUGUUUAUAGAGAGUUUUAAUGUUUUUAACGUAAUGUAAAUAUAUCCAUAGACAAUGUGUGAGUUUGCUAUACAUGUACGAUUAUGACGGAAUAUUUUUAUUUUGUUUAUUUUAAUGACGUAGUAUUGUAGGUAUUUUUUAUAAAUGGAUACGUUUCGUUUACGGACACUCGGAAGUGUAUAGGGAAGUUGCAAAUCGAUAAAAUGUCAACUGACGUCGCAAAGUGGGACAAUAUUUAAGGGAAAUAUUGUGUUUAGUUGUGGUUUCGUCCGAACAAAGGUUCAAAGGUUUGAGUUUUCAAUGUAUUGAAUGUCCAGUUCUAACUAUAUCCUACAUGGUCGAUUAUUAGUCGGAUUUAACGUGGGAAAGGCAAAUGUAGUGCUUCGAUAGUUUAUAAAAUGCUCAUAUUUAAAAACGAAUAAGUCACGACUUGCGAUAAUAUGAUGAGAUACUAACAAUAUGCGGUAUUCGAUUUGACCAUUCUGAAGUGAGUAGCAAACUGUAUUUAUUGACUAACGAGUGACAGGGACGUACAGAGUGGUUAGUGACUAACUUCAUUAGACUAAAUUUAAUUGUUACAACUCAAACAAUAUGGGCCUUCUAUAUACUGUCCUAGCACUGUGAAAUUAUCAAAACUGCUCAUUUGCUGUUUUGUAAAGUGUAUGAAUUCUAAGAGAUAUAUAGAUAUAUUAAUAUGACGCGAUAUUUGUUGCGAUGGAGAUUUUUUAGAGGUUACGCAGGGCACAAUUGUGAUUAAUGUGGGCUGAAAUCAUUUGCUUAGGGUCUAACGGCGACAAAAAGUAAAUUUGCUCUGGGCAACUUUAGCCUUAUCUCCAUUAUUUAUCAAAGCAACCACAAACAAAUCAAAUAUUUUGCUGCACUUUUUUAUGUCAGUCAUUCGGCUGGUAAUGAAAACGAAACAAAAAAAUAUUUACCCUAAAUUAAUUGACAAAUGUGCUCUGUUGUGAAUUAAACUUUACAACCACAAGUUGCAAUGAUCUCUACAGCUCGCGAUUUUUUGUACCACCCAUUUUUAAUGUAAGACGCGAUCGAAAUUCGCAACUCGAAUACGAAUCUAAUUAAGUUGAAUGUUUCUAAUAUAUGUGCAGUAUUAAAAUAUGUUUUUUUUUUAAGUACUGACGAAGUGUGCUUUUAUAGAGCAUCUUAAAUUUUUGGAUGAAUAAAAAUGCAAUUAAUCGCUGUAAAUGGCUUAUAAAUAGUUGGCAGUUACAGUAAUUUAAAUAUAUUUUUCUCUAUGACUGUGUUGUAUUGUUUGCUAUUGUCUAUAGUCCAUGUAGUUUUUCAGAUCAGCGCUGUGUGCAUUUGUUUCGUUUCAUGAUGUAUUGUCUCUCGUAUUUGUACAGUGUCCUAAAUAUUUGAAGCCAUAUGAAAUUAUGAAUGAAUAUUGUACGUGCAAUAAACUAAAAGAGCGACCAGGGCCGAAUCGGAAUAGAUUCGAGUAGGUUACAUUUAAUUAUUCGAAUAAAUGUUAAUAUAUCGAGCACUGACCUCGUAGUUGUAAAUUCAAGUAGGUAAGAAUUCGGCUAAUUUCGGUAAUUCGCGUUAAAUUAUAGAUUCGCUCCUGGUGGCCAUGAACGAUUUUUACAUUUCGUAGUAUCGGUCUAAUGUAUGUAGUUUAAUACUUUAGAGUGUUGAGCUGUUAGUGUACUUGCGUAGAAGCCUCAAGUGUUCGAGCUAAGCGAAAUGGAUGAUCUCUUCAAAUUCAAAACUUCGGAUUAUCAAGCUUCUAUAUUAAAUUGUAUUUUGUUCUGACUUACGACAGACCUGAUACGUAAAAAAAUAUAUCUAUAAUAAAUACAAUUUAGAAAUCAUAUUAAAUAAAUAAUAUUGGUAGUGGAGGAUAUUCUUGAUUCUGUCUGUAUGUCUAAAGUAUUUUGUUUCUUUCCUAUUAUAUUUAACCUCUUCCAUGCGAGACUGCAUGAUCACAACGAAUAAAAAAUUGUACAGACAUGCGUUGUGUGUAAACUCUUUUUUAAUAAUUCACAGACAAUAUAGCUAUAAAACCUGGCGAAAAUUAUUUUAUGUAAACACUCUAACGUCCCUAAAAGGUGGUAUAAGGAUAAUACAUAAUGAUUGUGAGUGGUCGAGAAACCAAAGUGUAAGGUGUUGUACGUGUUGGUUGAUCCACCAAUCACAAUCAAACGAUACGGACGUUCGUGUCGUUUUUCAUAACACAGUGUAGGGAGCAGUACGCAUUGAAAGGGUUAUUCUCUGCUCAAAUCUUACUCUACAAAUUAUAAAAAACAUCGCAAAGACAAAAAAAUUGCAUGGAAUAUCAAGUGUACACGAGAUCAUUUAGUACGAUUAUGUUAUUGUAAAUAUUGUACAUAGACCAGUGAAUUAUGACGGUGUGUAUGAAGAUGAGAUAUUUUUAAUGUUAAAUGGAUUGUGAGAGCGCGGGCCGCGUGACCCGACGCCGCGUUUAGAUGUAAGCAGCCGAUGGAACAAAAUAAAGUGUUAUUUCUUUUA
Manduca sexta (tobacco hornworm) is the source of this 9763-nucleotide messenger RNA. RefSeq names its product probable histone-lysine N-methyltransferase CG1716 (gene Set2). NCBI's taxonomy places the organism in Eukaryota, Metazoa, Arthropoda, Insecta, Lepidoptera, Sphingidae. Gene Ontology annotation, molecular function: protein binding; histone H3K36 methyltransferase activity. The record is from RefSeq and is a predicted model, not a curated record. Gene Ontology annotation, cellular component: nucleus; chromosome. Gene Ontology annotation, biological process: regulation of DNA-templated transcription. Bases 216 to 5006 code for a protein of 1596 amino acids. The transcript is spliced from 19 exons.